This is a messenger RNA of Gilbertella persicaria, 2158 nucleotides long. RefSeq names its product pseudouridine synthase. Gene Ontology annotation, cellular component: nucleus. Bases 62 to 1918 code for a protein of 618 amino acids. Gene Ontology annotation, biological process: pseudouridine synthesis. The transcript is spliced from 14 exons. Gene Ontology annotation, molecular function: pseudouridine synthase activity; RNA binding. NCBI's taxonomy places the organism in Eukaryota, Fungi, Mucoromycota, Mucoromycetes, Mucorales, Choanephoraceae. The record is from RefSeq and is a predicted model, not a curated record.
ACUCCGUAAAGUAUAUAAAAAACGAUGAGGAAAAAAAAGCUUCAUCGAUCAAGUCUUCAUCAUGGGUAACUUUUUCUCCAAGGCUUCUUCUUCAUACCAAGUACAGACUGGUAGCAAGAGAGCACUUGAAUCAGAUGAUGCUGAAGGACAAGACUAUAAAAAGACACGUGUUGAAAGGGUGUUUGUCAAGGAAAGCAGUGUUGGUAUUAUUGCCUAUGUCAACCCUCAUAUCCAAGGUUUCCAUAGUAUUUUGAAGUUUAGAGCAGAAGACUUUCUUGUGAAUGAAGUAGAUAUGGAAAACAAUAUUGUUCACCUUACUUCCUUAGCACCACCUAAUACAAAGGUAGACAAGAACAUUACCUAUGAAUACUAUGAAGCUUCUGUGUUUGAUAAAGCAGUCAGUCAUAUUUUCGAUCAAGUAUUUGCUGAAUCAUUCAGAAGUUUCCUUGAUGCUCCUGAAGACACGGAAGCUGUCUUGACUGUCACCGCUGAUAAAGAACAACGUCUUGAAUUCUAUAAACUUGUUGAAGCACAUUUAGAAACCAAGGUGAAUUGCCGAGGAAAAGAUGGGCAACUUGUUGUUCGAUGGCCUUCAGCUGCUCAUUCUGAUGAAUUCAUUGAUUGGAAAGCACUUGGUGGUGACUAUUUACAAGUGAGCAUGCACAAAUCUGGCAUUGAUACAAUGAAUGCCAUUAAUAUUAUUGCCAACAAAAUCAAUGUUCAUGCAAAGAACUUUGGUUAUGCUGGUACAAAAGAUGCUCGCGCCAUUACUACACAAAGCCUUACAUUGAAGAGCGUCAAGCCUGGCCGUAUUAUUAUGGCACAAGAAGAAUUGAAGAAAAGUAAUAUCUAUAUUGGCGACUUCAAAUUUGUACCAAAGGGUCUCACUUUGGGUGAUUUAAAUGGUAACCAUUUCACAAUUGUACUUCGUGAUGUAAAAGGCGCAAAUGAACAAGACUUGGAAGUGUCUUUACAAUCACUCAAACAUAAUGGUUUCUUGAACUAUUUUGGAAUGCAAAGAUUUGGUACAAGCAUGGUAUCUACACAUAAAGUAGGAUGUGCUAUUAUGAAAAAGAACUAUCAAGAAGCCUCUGAUUUGAUUCUUAAUCCCCGUGAAGGAGAACGUGAAGAGUACUAUAAGGCUAGAACGCUUUGGCAAGAAACACAUGAUGCCGAAGCAACCCUUGCUGUUUUCCCUAAGCGCGCUUAUUCUGAAAGAAAGCUUUUGAGCUUCUAUGCAAGAUAUCCCAACCAUCAUGCCAAGGCUAUUAAGAGUCUUCCUAAAAACAUGCUCUCCUUAUAUUCUCAUGCAUACCAAUCAUAUAUCUGGAACCGAGUUGUUUCUGAAAGAGCAAGACUCUUUGGUACUGACAAGCCAAUGGUUGGUGAUCUUGUUCUUGUUGAUAACAAUAAAAACACAAAGUCCAAGCAUGUCACUAACAAUGUGGGUAGACGUGACCCUGCCAAGCGCAAAGUACCUAAGGUCCUUACUUUGGAAGAUUUGGAUAAUUAUUCAAUCACUGAUGUUGUCUAUCCUUUACCUGGUAGACAAACUGUCUACCCUGAUAAUGAAAUGAAAGAAAUUUACAGAAAAUUCUUGGCUGAAGACGGCAUUUCUCUUGAAAAGAAGGAAAACCAUUUUGAUGGUUUGAAUGGUGACUAUAGAACCAUGCUAUCAACACCUUCACAAAUGAGCUGGUCUUUUAUUCGUUACAACGAUGCAACAGAAAAACUCUGUAAUACAGAUGUAGAUAGACUUGAAGGCAAGCCAGGGCCUGUUGGUGUUCAAGACGGUAAACAUUUGGCCUUGAAAGUGGAAUUCACACUUGGUACUAGUCAAUAUGCUACUAUGGCAUUAAGAGAAGUCAUGAGAGCAGAAACCUCAGCUCAAGCUCAAUCUUCUAUUUUGCAUGACUAAAAAAAAAAAUAAAAUGCAUAUCAAAUCGUUUCUGAAUAAUGCAAGAUAAGUCAAAUUCUAAAGAUAAGGUACUACCCAUUCCUCACGUAACAGUUGGGAAAUCAUACUUUCAAAUUACUACAGUUUAGCGAAUAUACCGUUACUUAGUUUUCGAUCCAUCUCCCUCUCUUUUUUUUCUUUUACUAAAUUUGGACGAGCACUAAGUACAGAAGUUCCCUCUUCCCUCCCUCCCUCCCCCCC